This is a messenger RNA of Phascolarctos cinereus (koala), 708 nucleotides long. The record is from RefSeq and is a predicted model, not a curated record. Lineage: Eukaryota; Metazoa; Chordata; Mammalia; Diprotodontia; Phascolarctidae.
AACGCCGGAGCCUCCCGGAAGCGGCCGAUGUCCCCGGCCGGGCACCGGGACCCCGCAGGUCUCCGCGUCCUUGCCGCGUGGAGAAAGGUAAUCAUUUAAAAUGGUGAGGUAUUCUCUUGAUCCGGAGAACCCCACAAAAUCAUGCAAGUCAAGGGGUUCGAAUCUCCGGGUCCACUUCAAGAACACCCGUGAAACAGCCCAAGCUAUCAAGGGCAUGCAUAUCCGAAAAGCUACCAAGUAUUUGAAGGAUGUCACAUUGAAGAAACAGUGUGUUCCCUUCAGGCGAUAUAAUGGUGGAGUUGGCAGGUGUGCCCAGGCUAAGCAGUGGGGUUGGACACAGGGUCGUUGGCCCAAAAAGAGUGCUGAAUUCUUGCUGCAUAUGCUUAAAAAUGCAGAGAGUAACGCAGAACUGAAGGGUUUGGAUGUGGAUUCUCUUGUCAUUGAGCAUAUCCAGGUUAACAAGGCUCCCAAAAUGCGACGGCGUACUUACAGAGCUCACGGUCGGAUCAACCCAUACAUGAGUUCUCCUUGCCAUAUUGAGAUGAUACUUACUGAAAAGGAACAGAUUGUUCCUAAACCAGAAGAGGAGGUUGCUCAAAAGAAAAAGAUAUCCCAGAAGAAACUGAAGAAACAAAAGCUUAUGGCACGGGAGUAAAUAUGACAUUAGAAACCAAAUAAAAGUGAAAUGAAAACAUUUGUUACAGUAAA